Eurytemora carolleeae is the source of this 1033-nucleotide messenger RNA. RefSeq lists its product as uncharacterized. The record is from RefSeq and is a predicted model, not a curated record. The coding region runs from base 86 to 1009 and encodes 307 amino acids. NCBI's taxonomy places the organism in Eukaryota, Metazoa, Arthropoda, Copepoda, Calanoida, Temoridae. The transcript has 4 exons.
AGAUCUGAAUGUUUGAAUGAUUGCAGAACAAUGUUAGGUUAAGGAUUUGUACGUUAAAGACGUGUCUGAUAAGACAGCUGUCAGAAUGAAUAAUGAUGAUGACAAGAAGACAAAAGAAGAACAUCUAGGAAAUGAUGAUACAAACAGCGAAGAUGAUUUAACUGCUGAUGAAAACACUAGCACGGAAGAAGCAAUUAAAGAUACCGUAGAUGCUCCAACAGAUAUGAAUGCUGAUGUAACUAUAAAACCUGUAGAUGGUAGGAGUGCUGAUCAAAUCUCUACAAGACCUCUAGGAGCUAUACCAAAAGUUGGUUUAGUUGGCAGUCUGAGUAAUGUAAGAAGAGUCAGUUUUGGAGAGGCCAUCUUAAAUGAUGGAAACACAAACUUGAAAAAGAAAGACAGUGACUUAUCUAAGAAUCCAAAGGGUGAACCAAUCCUAAUGCCAGUAAACAAUGACGCAUUGACUUCUAAAGAGGAAUCUGGAACAACAGGUUGGGUAGAAAAUAUUGAUCAAACGUCUCCAAGGCAAGCACGCACUAGUAGUGAAUCUGUGGAAAAAAAUGUCUCAUUAGACAUCAAUACAGUUGAUACUGUCGCUGUACCUGCUGCUUUUCCUGAGACCGAAGAUAAACACUAUGCUGUAAGACCUCAAAAAAGAUCUCAUGGUGCAGGGAAGCUCCAACAGGAAGUGCGGAAGAGAAGUUCAGAGAAGAAGCCUAUAAAGAGUGCUUAUGGUGUCUUUAAUACAGCUUACCAGGAGGAGGAAAGUGGGAGUGGAAGUGAGGACUCCUUUGAUUUGAAAGAGCUGGAGGUAUUUAGAGAUGUGGGAGUCCAGGGAGCAACCAGCAAUCAGCAUAGAUCUUCGCAAAACUUAGGUGGCGUCCAGUUUUCUCGAAGUAUGUCCGCCCCAACGGGAGUAGAUGUUGGACUUGAGAAGAGAAAAAAUCGUCGCCUCUUUAAAAAAGUUUUCAGGUUUAUUUUAUUUAAAUUCAAAAUAGAAGUUGCUUGAAAGGGGGCGUGGGUGUUAAUUUAC